UUUUAAUAUUUAUUUUGCUAAAACUACAUGCUAAGCAUUGUGUCUAACACACCAUUAAAUAACAGUUUUGCAUGGCUAUUUUAGAAGCACCAUUGAUAAGCUGAUAUCUGUUCGGUUUUGUUAACAUGAAACUAUAUUUUCAAAAACAAAUUGUGUUUUCGGUCACUGGCUUUUUAGGCCAAGGAUUUUAGGAAAUCCCGUGUGUUGUAUGACAAAUUAUACUUAGGUAACUCAGUACAUUUAAAAACCAUGAUUAAAAAACACAUAUACACGAUCAAAAAAAAUUUUUUCUCAGAAUGUUCGCUGCCCUUCGGCAGCUUCCUCAGUAAGAAUACUCUAUAUCUAUACAUAUUGGUUCUUAUUCAGGAUAUAUCCUUAUUGAGGAGGCUGCCGAAGGGCAGCGAAAAUUCUAAGAACAAAUUUUUUGAUCGGGUUUUUUUCAAUUAUGGUUUGUAAAUGUACCGAGUUAUCAAAAACAAAUUUUUUUUUAAGUUUUUUAUUUGAGACUGAUCAUGUUCUUACCCAACAGAUCCUUUGUUCAUAUAAAGCGUGCCUCAUAGAAAACAGAGUUUGCUAAAUUUUCUCAUGAGCGGAGAUUUUGAGAGGUUUCUUUGAAUAGAAAUGUGUUUACAUUUUGCAUAUUUGCGAGUACAAACAAAAAUGGCAUGUUGCAACAUGAAAGCGGAUAUUAUACCACUCUACGCCAGUUGCUAAAUAAAACUUCGAUUUUCAUAUUAUGGGUAAUUUUGUAACUUCCACUAUAGUUGAGUGGAGGAUUACUAGCUCCUGUACAAAGGGGUAAUUGAAUCUUGCACAGAAAUAAUCGGAUUUCCAGGAAUUUUCUUAUCAAUGAGAUUUAUACAAAAGAUAUACUAUUUUUCUACAAAGUAAUUUGACCCUCGUCCCAGUAAGGCAUUGUCAACUUCCUGGUUCUGUUCGUUCUGCUCUGUAUCACCUAACUACAUAAUAGAGAAAUGUUUGCGGAAGUAGAUUGCGUCACCGUUACCGAACGGGAACUUCUGGAGGGAACUACAGAACUCUGGAUGGAACCGUUAUUACUUUCAGAGGGAAUCCAAAACAAACCGGAACGCUUUCGAAUAGAAAUCCCGUAUUUCGACAACCCUCUGGCUCUGCUUUCUUUUCUGCUGCUUUCAACUUCCUUUCAACCUGUAAUUCGUUAAUAACCUGGGGUAAAUGCCCAAUAUGAAUGCAGCACCAUGAAUGGCAUUCAUUUCCAUGUACAACCGCUUAUAAGCAGAUGUCGUAAGAGCUGAUCAGAUCAAUAAAUCGUCGUUGCUGUACAGUGAGCAUUUCAAGUCAGAUUUUUUUAUUGUUAUCAGACAUUCUUUGUAACGAUAAAACCAAGCUUUCAAGAACGCUGGCAUAAAAGGUAUAAAAGAACGCCAAUUUUAUGGUAUUGGAAAACAGCUGUAUCCUUUGAGACAAUGGAUUAUAAAUAUCAUUUUAAAGUGAUCUUGGUUGGAAAUGCAGGUGUAGGAAAGACUGCUAUGAUUCGCAGAUUUACCCGUGGUUUUUUUCCUUUCCAAGAGGCUCCCACGAUUGGUGUGGAUAUGAACGUCAAAACUGUUCUUGUGGAUGGCGAAAAAGUCAAGUUUAAGAUUUGGGAUAGUGCUGGGCAAGAGCGUUUUAAGAGCUUGACUUCAAGUUACUACCGAAACUCAGACGCUGCCAUCUUGGUUUAUAGCAUCGACAACGAAGAGUCCUUUGACAGUUUGCAUCGGUGGACUAAGCAGUUGGACAAAUGUGGGAAAGACGGCUUAGUAAAAAUAAUUGUUGGUAAUAAAUCGGACUUAGAAGAUGAGAAGGCCGUUUCUACACAAAGCGCGGUUGAAUUCGCACUGGCAGACGACGCAGCAGCAGUGAUAGAAUGCUCUGCGAAGGAGAACGAUAACAUCGAACUGCUUUUUGAAGCACUGGCGCGUAAAUUGAUAAGUAUGACGUCAGAGCAUUGUGGCAGCUAUUGCGAGGAUCCUAAGGGAAAAGUUAUGACAUAUCAGGGCUCGGAUCCUGCAGUAGAGAGACUGAUUAACAACUUCAAUCAAGAGAAGAAAGUAACAAAGAAAAAGUUGUUUAACCUUCCAGAAUUAUCUUCAGGCUGCUUUCGGAAGCUGUGUGGGCUUUGCUAGGGACAGUGUUGUGCUUAAUUUGUAAAAGAGAGGACAAUUAUGAGGUAGGGGUAAAAGUUAUCCGAUUUUCAAUGGAAUUUGCAUCAAUGCAAAAGGCUAACUUGCAGAAUAUUCCUACCCUGUUGGAAAAGAACAGACUGCUAAAACUAAGAAGAACGUACGGAUGACGUUAGACCAUAGUGGGGUUUGAAAACAAAGUCACGUGGCAGAUAUUAAGUUCAUAUUUCUAGAAUUCUAUAGUAGAAGUGACGUACGAAGAAAGUUUUUUGUUGUCCCAACAAUAGUAUAUCCAAUGAACAAUGAAUUAGUUUUUGUAAAAGAUCCUGCUAGUGUUGCUUGUACUUCAAAAUUUUGUAAAAUUGGGUUGUAAAGGCUGGGUUAGUUAGGGUAGUUUAGUUAAUUGAAAAGAAUUUAUAAUGUAACAUUUUGAUAAAAAUAAUGAAGAAGUAAUACUUGGUAGAACUACUAUACAUUUACUUAUAGGCAGAAAAAUCCACACAGCAUUUAAUGAAGAUAACUCCUAUUUAAUCUAUCGCAGACGGGCUAACAGUAAUCUAUUUUAAAAUUCAAGAUAUUUUAAAUCGAAUCAGUCAAAAAUUGCUACAGUCAUCUAAAAAUGUAAAAUUAAAGUCAAUAAGAACAAAUAAACAAAAUCUUAAUUGCCGAUAUAUUAUUUACAAAUUUUGAAAAUUUGAAAUAUAUCAUCCAAGAUGUUUUGCGCAUAAACUGCCAGUUUACAUAAAUUCUUCAGCUUACUGGAAUUUUAUUGAAUUUUUAAUUACAUUGUUUAAUAAAUGAAUUGCCAAAGUUUUUAGCAAAAUUUAUUCGUCAGUUUUAGUUUAGAUGUAACAAAUCGUUUUUAAGUCAAUUGCUUGUAAAUAUGAGAAAUUGUUCCUU
Molecule: messenger RNA, 3044 nt
Organism: Rhopilema esculentum
Lineage: Eukaryota; Metazoa; Cnidaria; Scyphozoa; Rhizostomeae; Rhizostomatidae
Product: ras-related protein Rab-30
Molecular function (GO): GTP binding; GTPase activity
Source: RefSeq, a predicted model, not a curated record